Messenger RNA from Thelazia callipaeda (thelaziosis nematode), 657 nucleotides. NCBI's taxonomy places the organism in Eukaryota, Metazoa, Nematoda, Chromadorea, Rhabditida, Thelaziidae. The record is from the annotation of a GenBank genome assembly.
AUGAAAUUACUAGUAGUUUUCCUUGCCAUUAUAGAAAAGAUUAUUGGCGAAUCUAAAUCAGAAAUAAUUACUACUGCAACUUCUCCUCUGCACUUAUCUAUUUCAACCAGCAGUAUUGCAUCUGCAGUACCAGUAGAAAUCACUCCUAUACCUGCUGAUGAUUUCAGCCCAAGACUUGAUGAAUUCCGGCGUAUUGAUGCAAAUGGAGAUCAGUACAUCACAUUUGCAGAAAUGAUUUUAGCUGAUAGGCCAUAUAUUGAAAGCAAAUCAAGAAUUUAUCAUAAGCAAGAUCUGAAUGGUAUUAUUUUAUCAAUUAUAAGUUAUAAAGACUACUUGAGUGACAGAAUAAAAUCAGCCCAUGCUGUACUUCUACCUGGUACUGUACUGUUUCAAGAGAUAAAGGAGUUUGGGUUACACAGGCCGGAUGGCUCAACUCAGGGAUUAUUAAAGGAAAUAGCUAAUUUCUGUAAUUAUGUUUCAUGUGAUGGUAUUGUGAGUAAAGAUGAAUUUAUUGCUUAUCAUCGCAAAAUACAAGAAGAGCGUCGAUCGAAAGAGCAACAGGCAGAAAAUUUUUUCAAGCAAUUGCAAUUUGGAUUUGGAUUUCCUCAAAAUUCAUUGUUUUCUUCAAAUGGUCGAUUGCUUCAAGGUGUGAUAUAA